Molecule: messenger RNA, 1140 nt
Organism: Alternaria arbusti
Lineage: Eukaryota; Fungi; Ascomycota; Dothideomycetes; Pleosporales; Pleosporaceae
Exons: 3
Coding region: 1-1140 (379 amino acids)
Source: RefSeq, a predicted model, not a curated record
AUGGAGGAUCGUCGGGAAAUACUCGAAGAAAGUGACACCAGACCCACAGCGCCCAAUAGUCGUUUGGUUCAACAUGCGGAUGAUAAGGACUACCCUGACCGAGGACCUACCGAGGUCUCAGCUAGGAAUCCCGACCGUCAUGAUGCCGAUGACGACAACAGAAACCGUACUGCGGACAUUGACCCCAGAUCGAAGCUUGAAGCGCCACUCGGGACUCAUUGGGGCACUACUAGGCCUGCUUCAAUUGAAGUCAGAAUGGGACUUCAGAUAGGAUCGCUCAUUACAGCACCGAUCCCGCAAUUUGCCAAAGACCCGAGAGGCAAAGAAAAAACAAAGGAUGGUUUCUUCGCGAGCCCACAUGGCAUGAUGCUUGUCAAAAGGUACCCCUUAACAGUGUACAAUGUGGAUCGAGAUAAUGCUCGCAUGCCAACAAAGUUAUACUGUAUGCAGCGUCAUACCUAUGGAAAGAGCGGAUUAUGGAAAGACGGCCGCUUACGAGAUGACCAUCAUGUCCAUGUCAAACUUUUACCUCCGGGCGGAAACAUCGCGGACAAAGGCGAUGCAGAAAACGAUCCUCUGCUUGUUCGAGAACUGUACAACAAUAAGUCGAUUGCGGAUAAUGCCUACCUCGAGUUCAAGAGCAUCUUCGUCGUUGAACUGGAUGAGCAUGUCGAGCUAGACGGGCAAUUGGAGACGUCCAGCUGGCUUCGCUUGUUCGGAAUGCACCUGUCCACUCACAUGAACACUGUCCUUCUCCAACUAGAAAGUAGCCCAGGCCGCAAAGAGGAGGCCAAAGAAAUUGUCAACGACCUCGCUAAAGCUUUCGCUAAGAAGGCAGGCGGGAAAAACGAAGCAAUGCAUGCAGGUCGAAGUCAAAACACUACUAUCAACGAGACCACAGCGCAGACCCAAGUGGUAUAUGGUGAGCUGAAUGGCCGGGCCAACUCGGCAAGCAGUAUCGCUCAGAAUCAACUGAUUUCCACGCGUGAUGGCAAUGCCAGCCAACAAACGACCGAUAGCUGCAACCAUUUCGAGAGCGCGAUGACCGUUAUGAAGGCAAUGACCAGCCACGCUACCAACCUCGCACCUAUGAGGACGAGCGUACCAGACGUGCGCAAGGAGAUACUAUGCGGACAGUGA